This is a messenger RNA of Mandrillus leucophaeus (drill), 1360 nucleotides long. RefSeq names its product fibronectin type III and ankyrin repeat domains 1 (gene FANK1). Bases 248 to 1207 code for a protein of 319 amino acids. The transcript has 13 exons. Gene Ontology annotation, cellular component: nucleus. Gene Ontology annotation, molecular function: protein binding. Gene Ontology annotation, biological process: regulation of apoptotic process. The record is from RefSeq and is a predicted model, not a curated record. Lineage: Eukaryota; Metazoa; Chordata; Mammalia; Primates; Cercopithecidae.
AGUGUCUGGCUCAGUUGUUUCUUCUUCCACAUGUAUCCCUCAGUAUCUAGAACCCUGAAAUUGGUUUCUCUGAGAAAACCAAGAGGCCCGAAAUGAAAUCACGCCACCCUCAAAGCCUCAUCCACCUGUCGUGGGCAAAGUGACUCAUCACAGCAUUGAAUUAUAUUGGGAUCUGGAAAAGAAAGCCAAACGCCAAGGACCUCAGGAGCAGUGGUUCAGGUUCUCGAUUGAAGAAGAAGACCCCAAAAUGCACUCUUACGGUAUCAUUUAUACGGGAUAUGCAACGAAGCAUGUUGUUGAAGGUCUGGAACCAAGGACGCUGUACAGAUUUCGCCUGAAGGUCACCAGCCCCUCUGGGGAGUGUGAGUACAGCCCACUCGUCUCAGUGUCUACGACCAGUAGCAUUUGGCUUGGAGGAGAGCCCAUAAGUAGCGAGCACUUGCAUCGGGCUGUUAAUGUGAAUGAUGAAGAUUUGCUUGUCCGAAUACUUCAAGGAGGCCAUGUUAAGGUUGAUGUUCCCAAUAAGUUUGGCUUUACCGCUCUGAUGGUUGCUGCCCAGAAAGGAUACACCAGGCUUGUGAAAAUCCUAGUUUCUAAUGGCACAGACGUGAAUCUGAAGAAUGGAAGUGGCAAGGACAGUCUAAUGCUGGCGUGCUAUGCGGGACACCUAGAUGUUGUGAAAUAUCUCCGAAGACACGGCGCUUCUUGGCAGGCUAGAGACCUGGGCGGCUGUACGGCUCUGCACUGGGCUGCAGAUGGAGGCCACUGCAGUGUGAUUGAGUGGAUGAUAAAGGAUGGCUGUGAGAUGGCUCACCUGAUGCUUCUGAAGCCCAUAGGAAGGACUUGGGACCCAAUCACCACCUUCUUCCCAAAUGUAGACGUCGUGGACACUGGUUCAGGGUGGACCCCACUCAUGAGAGUCUCUGCGGUGUCAGGAAAUCAGAGGGUGGCCUCUCUGCUAAUUGAUGCUGGAGCCAACGUGAAUGUGAAGGACAGAAAUGGAAAGACGCCCCUUAUGGUGGCUGUGUUAAAUAAUCAUGAAGAGUUAGUUCAGUUACUUCUUGACAAAGGGGCAGAUGCAAGUAUAAAAAAUGAGUUCGGCAAAGGUGUCCUAGAAAUGGCCAGAGUUUUUGACAGACAGAGUGUAAUCUCCUUACUAGAAGAAAGGAAAAAAAAGCAGAGGCCAAAGAAGUCUUGUGUCUGCUGAUGAGAGCACCACUCAUCUGCGAAAUGCACGUAAAACAAAGUGAACCGUGACUGUUAAACUAGGGAUGGGAAAUUCUGCAUCUUGGAGGGCUGUACGUUUAUUUAUUUAUUGAAGAUUCACUGAUCCCACUUUGAAAUACAUCUUUUUACCUAA